Suillus subalutaceus is the source of this 670-nucleotide messenger RNA. RefSeq lists its product as uncharacterized. The transcript has 5 exons. The annotation marks the transcript as partial. Lineage: Eukaryota; Fungi; Basidiomycota; Agaricomycetes; Boletales; Suillaceae. The record is from RefSeq and is a predicted model, not a curated record.
CGUCAGACAAUACUCAACAAUGACCUCCCCGAAAGUUUGGUUACACCCUCGAUUGCCGCGGCAUUCAAUGAGGCCAUCUCGCACUUUAAUCGCAUCGACGUCGUGCUGAAUAAUGCAGGAUACUGUGUUGUAUCAGAAGCCGAAGGCAUGUCUCACAAGGCAGCACGAGAGAUGUUCGAUGUGCUGCUCUGGGGUGCAGAAAAUGUCAUGCGUGAAGCCAUACGAUGCUUCAGGGACGUGAAUCGUCCACCCGGAACUUUCGACUGGGCCUCAUUAGCUUUGGAGUGUUUAUCGGAAGGAUAUAUCAGCGAACUUGACCCAGAGUGGAACAUCAAAAUCACUCUCGUUGAGCCUGGCCUGUUCCGUACAUCGGUAAUCCAAAACUGUGUGACAGAACCUGUUCACCCUGCUUAUGCAUCCAAUGCAUCCCUCCCUACGCGCACGUACCGAGCUCUCUACCCUGGUAUCGAGCAGACGCACUUUGACGGCGAUCCGGCCAAGUUUGCAGAAAUGGUCUAUAACUUGUCUCGUUUGGAUGAACCCCCGGUGCGCCUCCCUCUGCAUAGGGUCGCCUUGGAAUCUGCAAGACAGAAGGGGGAAUUAUUGCUCGAAGCCGCCGAGAAGUGGUCCAGUUGGUCGGACGAUGUGUACUUUCGUAAAUGAACGAAAA